Molecule: messenger RNA, 1293 nt
Organism: Aspergillus alliaceus
Lineage: Eukaryota; Fungi; Ascomycota; Eurotiomycetes; Eurotiales; Aspergillaceae
Product: DNA-directed RNA polymerase core subunit RPC40
Exons: 3
Coding region: 44-1168 (374 amino acids)
Biological process (GO): DNA-templated transcription
Cellular component (GO): RNA polymerase I complex; RNA polymerase III complex
Molecular function (GO): DNA binding; protein dimerization activity
Source: RefSeq, a predicted model, not a curated record
CCAUAUCGUCAACGACUCGAUACCCACCGAUUACACAAACAUCAUGGCGCCUCUCGUCCCUUCGCAGGCGGAGCUUGAUCGCCGGAGGAUCAUCGACAUCAACCCAGAAACGGUCUCCAACAUCCCCUCCACAGACUUCCCAGGUCACUGGCCGGGUGAGUCGCACGAGUGGAACCUGGAUAAAUUCAAAAAUGACUUCAAAGUUGAAUUCCACCGCAACGAAAGAUUCGAAUCUUCCUUCUCUCUGGUCGGCAUCGACGCAUCGAUCGCCAAUGCCUUCCGCCGUAUUGUUAUGGCUGAAGUGCCCACUGUCGCCAUCGAGUUCGUCUUCGUCCACAAUAAUACCUCUGUCAUCCAGGAUGAAGUUCUCGCACAGCGUUUAGGUCUGAUUCCACUGAAGGGUUCCGUGGAGGGUAUCAACUGGAUGCGCUGGUUCAAUAAGCCUACCGAGGAUGAUCCCGAGAGCGGCAGCAGUCCUGCCGAUUUCAACACGAUCGUCUUGCGACUGGAUAUCGAAUGUACUAAGAACCCCAACGCCGACCCCGAGGAAACCGAUCCCCGCAAGCUGUACAACAAUGCGCACGUCUACGCUAGAGAUAUUACCUUCCACCCUGUCGGACGUCAGGAACAGUUCUUCAUCGGCGAGGCAGCCAUUCAGCCGGUCAACCCAGAUAUCCUGAUUGCUAAGCUUCGUCCUGGUCAGAAGAUUGAUAUGGAAUUGCAUUGUAUCAAGGGCAUUGGAGCCGACCAUGCGAAGUUCUCGCCUGUUGCUACCGCCACAUAUCGUCUGCUGCCCGAAAUCAAAAUCCUGCGCCCAAUCCUUGGAGAAGAUGCUAAGAAGUUCGCCAAGUGCUUCCCUAAGGGUGUGAUUGGUUUGGAGUCUGUUACUCUGGAAGAUGCGGCGAAGCAAGGAAGCGGAUACGAAGGUCACGAGGGUGAGACAAAGGCGGUUGUCCGCGAUGCCUUCAAUGAUACCGUUAGCAGAGAGUGUCUGAGACACGAGGAGUUCCAAGGCAAGGUGAAGCUGGGUCGUGUGCGCGACCAUUUCAUCUUCAACAUUGAGAGCACUGGCCAGUUUGAGAGUGAUGUGCUUUUCUUGGAGAGCGUGAAGGUGAUGAAGCUCAAAUGCGCUAGGUGGAAGAGGGGAUUGGCGGACCUCAUGCGGUAAAGGUGUUCUACGCUAAUUCCUGCACUUCAUGUCAAAGUUCUUAAUGCAUGGUCGGCGUUGGUUCUGUCGUUAUUUUGCGAGUUUGUACAGUUUAUGAAAAGCCGGUCAAGACCUAUGUUGGGAGU